UUCUUUGGUUGAUAAAGAAUCGUUUAUUUAGUGUCAAUUGAUUUAGUUUGGCAAAAUUCGGUUUAGGAAAAGUGAUUUACAGUCAAAUGGGAUCAAAAACCUUUUACGAAUUUAUAGUGAUUUUAAACUUGCUGCUGUGCUGUACUCAGUGCCAUCAAUUUCGAACAGAAAACGUAUCAAAUGUCAUUAAUGGUGGACAGAAAGGCUCCUUUCAAAAUGUAUCUCAGUUUUUGGACGCAGAAGAAUCAGCCGAAAAUUUGAUGCAAUUCACUUACAAUGUCAUUCAACUUAGCGUACCGAAGCACAUCAAGAUGAAUGACAUAAAUGAGUACCAUGAAAUAGUGCUACCAGCCUAUUCCAACACUAAAAUCCAGCUGACGAACAUGACCCGGUACGGCAGGAACGUAGGAUUUGCCUUGGUUCAGGUUAAUGCGUACGAGUUCAACGUUACGCUAAGCUACACGAAAACGAUCAUCGAGGGAAAUCAUUUGACUGGGUUGAAUCUCGGAUUGGUUCUAUAUGAAGAUGGGAAUCUGUAUGCAAUUAAUACGAAUUCUCAUGAGGAUAUUUGGAUCUCGUUGGUACUGAUGUUGUACAACAAGACGGCUCCCUUGCCGGGAGGCUGUAAUAUGGAAUUCCCGGUGGAUGUAUCGCCGGUGAUGAAUUUGACCUUAAGAGAAUCUACAAUCGAGGUUGAUACGCCACCUGCUUCACUAUCUAGACAGUUCAAUAGCUCUGAGAACGAUUGUGGAAAGACACGGCUAAAGUAUGAAUCUUACUAUCUAUCGAUGCCGUCGUAUGAUUUUUCCCAGAAGACUUAUUUUACGUACAUACGUAAUUUAAUAAGCUACGCCAAUGCAAAGGCUUCCGGACGGUUGAAUAAUCUAACGAUGUCCAUGCCGGGCAUCAAGCGUAUCUACGAUCGGCAGAUUGGCCGGGGAAUGGUAUUUGUUACCGUGGUUGUUGAUCCGGUUCAUCAUGGAUUUGCGGCGUAUGUUCCGGUUCACUCGUACGCUUGUCAUCCUUUUUUAAACGUCGGUGGAUGUUACGAGUUUAAUGUUCCGAUUCGAAUUGUUGGAUUGAUUGUAACGAUUAUAAUGGCUGCUGAAAUCGUGGUCGGAUUCUGCCCGUUGCUUGUGAAAGCAUUCAUAUGUGGCGGAAUAGUAGGUUUGAUAGGAACAAUGAAGUUGGCGAAGAGUUGCAACCUGUUCGUGACAGAUACUGAGCUGACCGCGAUGUUAGUCGUAGGAGCGAUCGUUUGUGCUGUGCUGUUUUUAGUACUGUCGAUUUAUUGUCCGAUAGCAUCCAUUCUUAUAUGCAACUUGCUAGUAGGAUACAUGAUGUGCAGCGUUAUCUAUUAUGGCUUCUAUGGAAAUCUUUUCAUUCAUCUAUACGUGAUGCUUAUCCUGCUACUGUGUGGCAUCGGAGUGGGAUUGUUGUUGAGUUCUAUACCGGCAUUCCUCUUGGCAAAUGGAUUUCUCUUCGGGGCUGCCGCACUUUUCUAUGGUGUCAAUGUUGUGUUCAGCGCUCGCUUGCAUUACUCACUGCGUAAUUUGUAUCAUGGAGUCUACGAUGAUAAUUACCAAACAGUUCUGUCCGAUUCAACACUUGACAUGAACGAAAUAAUGGCAUGCACAAGCUUUAUUAUUAUUCUGUCGAUUUGUAUCUAUUUGAGGGUUCGUUGCCGGCUCCGAGAACAGCAAGCCUUACCGAGUGGAUUCUGGGUUCCGUGUGGAAAUCGUGGAUCAAGAACAAGUCUUGCUAUGCUAGCAGAUGAUGCUUUCGCGUAUGAUCAUCCGACAAUAACCCGCUGGACUAGCGGCGAAGAUGACGUGUUCGAAUCUCCUGCAUCGAAUGCCAGAUUUUUCGAUCGACUGCGUAACUUUAGGAGGCAGAGAGUUCCUAACCGGGUGGAAUAAACACGGUUUUUAUGACCAAAUUGAAUAAACCAACAAUCUCUUUUUUGCUAGCAAUCAUCAAUACAAUUGCCAAAAUUUCUAAAAUUUAGUUGAUAAGAAAUACACUUUAAAUACCCUAGUUCAAA
Messenger RNA from Ochlerotatus camptorhynchus, 2044 nucleotides. RefSeq names its product transmembrane 7 superfamily member 3-like. The record is from RefSeq and is a predicted model, not a curated record. Gene Ontology annotation, cellular component: plasma membrane. The transcript is spliced from 3 exons. Lineage: Eukaryota; Metazoa; Arthropoda; Insecta; Diptera; Culicidae. Bases 87 to 1919 code for a protein of 610 amino acids. Gene Ontology annotation, biological process: negative regulation of programmed cell death.